CAAAGACAAUACUUUAUAAUCAGAAGAAGAGGCUAGAACAUUUAGAAGAAAACAUAAAAGAGUGGAAUUGAAGGGUUUACAAAACUUUCUCACUUCUCGCGCGCACACACACUAACAGCGAGAAGUUAAUCGGUCAUCGGAAAGAUGAGCAUUUGGAAUUACGUCGUCACCGCUCACAAGCCUACCAACGUUACGCAUUCUUGCGUCGGCAAUUUCACCAGCCCUCAAGAGCUCAACCUUAUUAUCGCUAAAUGCACAAGAAUUGAGAUUCACUUGCUAACUCCUCAAGGCCUUCAGCCUAUGCUGGACGUUCCAAUAUAUGGAAGAAUUGCAACACUGGAACUUUUUCGACCACAUGGUGAAGCCCAAGAUUUCUUAUUCAUUGCUACUGAAAGAUAUAAAUUUUGUGUACUUCAAUGGGAUCCCGAGACAUCAGAGCUCGUCACCAGAGCAAUGGGAGAUGUUUCAGAUCGCAUUGGUCGUCCAACUGACAAUGGUCAGAUUGGCAUCAUUGAUCCUGAUUGCAGAUUGAUUGGGCUCCAUUUAUAUGAUGGGUUAUUCAAG
Chenopodium quinoa (quinoa) is the source of this 564-nucleotide messenger RNA. RefSeq names its product DNA damage-binding protein 1a-like. Gene Ontology annotation, molecular function: protein binding. Gene Ontology annotation, cellular component: nucleus. The annotation marks the transcript as partial. NCBI's taxonomy places the organism in Eukaryota, Viridiplantae, Streptophyta, Magnoliopsida, Caryophyllales, Amaranthaceae. The transcript is spliced from 6 exons. The record is from RefSeq and is a predicted model, not a curated record.